This is a messenger RNA of Agelaius phoeniceus (red-winged blackbird), 1835 nucleotides long. RefSeq names its product FAM20B glycosaminoglycan xylosylkinase (gene FAM20B). Gene Ontology annotation, biological process: proteoglycan biosynthetic process. Gene Ontology annotation, molecular function: phosphotransferase activity, alcohol group as acceptor. The record is from RefSeq and is a predicted model, not a curated record. NCBI's taxonomy places the organism in Eukaryota, Metazoa, Chordata, Aves, Passeriformes, Icteridae. Gene Ontology annotation, cellular component: Golgi apparatus.
UCAGUGCUGAGACAUCUUUUACAAUGCAAGUUAGGCAUGAAAUUCAUCAACUAACACCCCCUUCCUCACCCUGAUCUCCAACAGACUUCCCGUAGCGCUCGGAAGAAAGAGUCAGGGGAGAAGGGCUGAAAGGCACCAUGAAGCUGAAGCAGCGAGUCGUGCUCUUGGCCAUCCUCCUCGUCAUCUUCAUCUUCACCAAGGUUUUCCUCAUCGACAACCUGGACACGUCGGCCGCCCACCGCGAGGACCAGCGCGCGUUCCAGCGGAUGCUGUCGGGGCUGCGCGUGGCGCUGGAGCCGCGCCUGGAGCACACGCUGCAGUCGCCCUGGGAGAUCGCUGCGCAGUGGGUGGUGCCCCGCGAGGUGUACCCCGAGGACACCCCCGAGCUGGGCGCCGUCAUGCACGCCAUGAGCACCAAGAAGAUCAUCAAAGCUGAUGUGGGCUACAAAGGGACGCAGCUGAAAGCUUUGCUGAUACUUGAAGGAGGACAGAAGGUUGUCUUCAAGCCCAAGAGAUAUGCCAGGGAUUAUAUAGUGGAAGGAGAGCCCUACGCUGGCUACGACCGACACAACGCAGAAGUGGCAGCCUUUCACUUGGAUAGAAUCCUGGGUUUCCGCCGGGCCCCGCUGGUGGUCGGCAGGUUCGUGAAUCUGCGCACCGAGAUCAAACCCGUGGCCACAGAGCAGCUCCUGGGCACCUUCAUGACUGUGGGCAAUAACACCUGCUUCUAUGGGAAGUGCUACUACUGUCGGGAGACAGAGCCAGCCUGUGCAGAUGGGGACAUCAUGGAGGGCUCAGUGACCCUGUGGCUGCCGGACGUUUGGCCCCUCCAGAAGCACCGGCACCCCUGGGGCAGGACCUACCGUGAGGGAAAACUUGCCAGGUGGGAGUAUGACGAGAGCUACUGCGAUGCCGUGAAGAAAACAUCCCCGUACGACUCGGGCCCGCGCCUGCUGGACAUCAUCGACACGGCCAUCUUUGACUACCUGAUCGGCAACGCCGACCGGCACCACUACGAGAGCUUCCAGGACGAUGAGGGCGCCAGCAUGCUCAUCCUGCUGGACAAUGCAAAAAGCUUUGGAAACCCUGCCCUGGAUGAAAGAAGCAUCCUGGCUCCUCUCUAUCAGUGCUGCAUUAUCCGGGUUUCUACCUGGAACAGGCUGAAUUACCUGAAGAACGGAGUCCUGAAGUCUGCCUUAAAAACUGCCAUGUCUCAUGACCCCAUCUCACCUGUGCUCUCCACCCCUCACCUGGACGCCCUGGACCAGCGGCUCCUCAGCAUCCUGGCUACAGUGAAGCAGUGCACAGACCAGUUUGGGCCAGAUGUUGUGCUGGUGGAAGACAGGAUGACUCUGUCUCACUUGUAAUCCCAGCAGAACACGAGAUGAAACUCCUUUUUUAAAAAACAAACAAACAAACAAGCGAUAGAAAAACAGCACAAUCAGUUCAGAAGGGCUGUGGCCACGAUGGACUGACAUGAACAGGACAGCUCCCGAGCCAGAGGAAGGGAGGUGACACUGGCUGUUUCCUUGGGCUGGCAGCAGUGAGAGGUGGCAAGGAGCCUGGGAUGGCUCAGCCCCGUGGUGGCCACUGUGCCGUGGCCAUUGCCGGCAGUGGGCACCGCUCUGGGUGCUGUGCAGAGUCUGGAUACUGAGCUCCUCUGUGGACUGGAUUGCAGGGGACCCUCAGAGAUGAACAGAACAGUCCCCUCCCCUUCUCUUCCCCCUUUACUCUGGCGAGUUUGUUCAUUCAGGGUUGUACACAAUCAGCUCUGAGCUGGUUGGGCAUUUUACUGCUUCUCUAGAGAACGAGCAGGGGUGAAUAAAAUAACUGUU